GUCAAACACAGUGCGAGCGCCACUCUCCUCUUCCUCUUCUUCCUCCUCUUCCUCCUCCUUCCUGCUAAAAACCCUAAUCGAAAGCCAUGAGGUCCCGAUACGCCAUGGUGUGCUCCUCGAACCAGAACCGCAGCAUGGAGGCGCACGCCCUCCUCAAGAGGGAAGGCUUCGACGUGUCGUCGUACGGCACCGGGUCGCACGUCAAGCUCCCCGGCCCUUCCCUCAGGGAGCCCAACGUCUACGACUUCGGAACCCCCUACAAGCACAUGUUCGACGAGCUCCGGCGCAAGGACCCCGAUCUUUACAAGCGCAAUGGUAUCUUGCCUAUGCUCAAGAGGAAUAUGUCUGUGAAAUUAGCGCCUCAGAGAUGGCAAGACAACUCUCCUGAUGGCCCCUUCGAUGUGGUGAUAACGUUUGAAGAGAAGGUUUUCGAUAUGGUUCUUGAAGAUCUCAACAACCGAGAGCAGAUUCUUAUGAAGACUGUACUUGUGAUUAACUUGGAGGUAAAGGAUAACCAUGAGGAGGCAGCAACUGGAGCUCAGCUUGCUUUAGAUCUUUGUCGAGAGAUAGAAGCAGCUGAGUCUUGGGAGGAAUCUAUUGAUGAAAUCGUGUCUCAUUUUGAAAAGCAGAACAGGCGGAAAUUAUUAUACAGCAUUUCCUUCUAUUGAUGACCAUGGAAGAUUGAAUCAGGCUCUCUGACGUUUUUACGCCUUCACUCGAUCUUGGUAUUCACAGUCCACGCCAAUUGUUGGGUUGAAUGAGCGCUGUCCUUGACUCCUCGUUAGUGGUAACACUGCAUCGACGUGGAAAAGAAAUUCUGAGUCGAACCCUUUUGCACUAGCUUUAUCACUGGGAUGUCGACCCAUGAUGAUGUAUUAGUAAUUGGAAGCAAGCCAGUCUUGCUUAGGAGUGACAAUUCCAAUCAUUGCUGUCCGUUAAUGUUUUCUUAGUUUCUUUCUCUUUUUUUUUAGUUUCUUUGUAUUACGGAACCAGUUCUGCGAUGGUACUCAUGCUGCGAGAGUGGAAAGAAAAGAGAUUGUGGCGUAUUGCAUAUAAUUUCUUUGAAUGCAACAUGUUGGAAA
This is a messenger RNA of Syzygium oleosum, 1082 nucleotides long. RefSeq lists its product as uncharacterized. Lineage: Eukaryota; Viridiplantae; Streptophyta; Magnoliopsida; Myrtales; Myrtaceae. Gene Ontology annotation, biological process: termination of RNA polymerase II transcription. Gene Ontology annotation, molecular function: RNA polymerase II CTD heptapeptide repeat phosphatase activity. The coding region runs from base 87 to 668 and encodes 193 amino acids. The record is from RefSeq and is a predicted model, not a curated record. Gene Ontology annotation, cellular component: mRNA cleavage and polyadenylation specificity factor complex; nucleus. The transcript has 6 exons.